Molecule: messenger RNA, 1509 nt
Organism: Malassezia globosa CBS 7966
Lineage: Eukaryota; Fungi; Basidiomycota; Malasseziomycetes; Malasseziales; Malasseziaceae
Exons: 4
Coding region: 1-1509 (502 amino acids)
Molecular function (GO): oxidoreductase activity
Source: RefSeq, a predicted model, not a curated record
AUGUCGACCCAACAAGUCGAUACUCUAGUUAUUGGUGCAGGCCCUACAGGCCUUGGAGCUGCCAAACGCCUGAACCAACUUAACCUCGGCUCAUGGACUCUUAUCGACGCCAAUGAAGAGGCUGGUGGUUUGGCAUCGACUGAUGUGACCAAAGAAGGCUUCCUUUUCGAUGUGGGUGGACACGUCAUCUUUUCGCACUACGCCUACUUCGACGAUGUGCUGGCCCAGGCUCUUCCCAACCAGGACGACUGGUACGAACACCAGCGUAUCUCAUACGUGCGUAGUCGAAAUGUCUGGGUACCCUACCCGUACCAGAACAACAUCUCUAUGCUCCCCACAGAAGACCAAGUCAAGGCCAUUGAUGGCAUGAUUGAUGCCGCCGAGCUUCGUGUCCGUGCCAAGGAGCCGCCUAAGACAUUUGAUGAAUGGAUUGUCCGAAUGAUGGGUGAAGGCAUCGCAGACUUGUUCAUGCGCCCUUACAACUUCAAGGUCUGGGCAGUCCCCACGACGAUGAUGCAAUGCAAAUGGCUAGGUGAGCGUGUGGCUGCACCCAAUCUCAAGAUGGUUGUAUCCAACACUCUUAACAAAAAAGUGGCUGGAAACUGGGGUCCGAAUGCAACGUUCAAAUUCCCCGCUCGCGGUGGCACCGGUGGUAUUUGGAAAGCUGUGGCCAAGACCCUGCCCCAGGAGAACUUGCAGUUUAAGAAAAAGGUGGUUAAGGUAAAUGCUGAGGCACACACAGCAUACCUUUCAGAUGGUUCUCUGAUCAAGUACAACCAUCUCGUCUCAACCAUGGGCUUGGACUUCUUGGUCAACACUAUGGAGGGCAUUGACAGCGGUCUGAAGCAGCAACUCCAAAAAGCUGUUAGCGAUAAGCUUGUCUACUCUUCAACUCACGUAAUCGGUAUUGGUAUCCGUGGCGAGCUUCCUAACCGUAUCGGAGAUAAGUGUUGGCUUUACUUCCCUGAAGAUGAUUGCCCCUUUUACCGCGCGACGAUCUUCUCGAACUACAGUCCUAACAACUGUCCUCAGAAGGGUGCCAAGCUUCCGACGCUACAGUUUGCUGAUCCUUCCAAAGGUGCUCCAUCUUCGGAACCUCAGGAUGGUCCGUACUGGUCCCUUAUGAUGGAGGUAUCUGAGUCGCAUCUGAAGCCAGUUGAUAAUGAGAAGGUCCUUGAAGACACAAUACGUGGUUGUGUGAACACUCAACUUCUUUUACCAGAAAGCGAAAUUGUUAGCACUUACCACCGUAAGUUCACGCCAGGCUACCCUACCCCUAGUCUGGAUCGUGAUGCAGCCCUGCAAGAGAUCCUGCCUCCUUUGCUCAACAAGUAUGGCAUUUUGAGCCGCGGUCGUUUCGGGUCGUGGAAGUAUGAGGUCGGCAACCAAGAUCACUCAUUCAUGCUUGGAGUUGAAGCUGUUGAUCGUGCACUCUUUGGCAGCCCAGAAGUUACGCUCGAGACGCCUGACUUCGUGAAUGGUCGUCGUAAUGUUGAGCGUCGCUUAUAG